This is a messenger RNA of Gavia stellata (red-throated loon), 1113 nucleotides long. It is a transcript of the gene NUDCD3, whose product is annotated as NudC domain containing 3. The record is from RefSeq and is a predicted model, not a curated record. Gene Ontology annotation, biological process: protein folding. Bases 22 to 1104 code for a protein of 360 amino acids. The transcript is spliced from 6 exons. NCBI's taxonomy places the organism in Eukaryota, Metazoa, Chordata, Aves, Gaviiformes, Gaviidae. Gene Ontology annotation, cellular component: cytoplasm.
GACAGCGGGCCCGGAGCUGCUAUGGAGGCCGCGGCCGCGCUCACCGAUAUGUACGACCAGGCGCUGCUGGGGAUCCUACAGCACGUUGGGAACGUGGAGGAGUUCCUGCGUGUCCUCUUCGGCUUUCUCUACCGAAAGACCGACUUCUACCGCCUCCUCCUGCGGCCCGGGGACCGCCUGGGCUUCCCUCCCGGCGCGGCACAGGCCAUGGCCCUCCAGGCAUUCAAAGUCUUUGAGCGGAUGGCCCGGCAGGAUGACGAGAAGAGGCGCCGAGAGCUGGAGGCGAAGCUAAGGAAGAAGGAGGAGGAGGAGGAGGCUGCUGCAGCCGCCGAGAGGGUGAAACUGUCCCCUGCAGCUCAGGAGGUUGAGGUAGAGACAACAGCAGAGCACGUCCCAGCGCCAGAUGCUGAGGGAGCUGCGGGGACGCAGGAGUCAGCCAUAGCCCAGGACGCAGCCCCCAGUCCUGUGUCGGCGGAGCUCUCGGGGGCCGCUGCCCCGGCAGAGCCCCAGCCAGCAGAACUGCCCACGAGACAGGAGCAGUUCCAGACAAACCCCGACAGCUACAACGGAGCUGUGCGAGAGAAUUACGCCUGGUCCCAAGACUACAGCGACCUGGAGAUUAAAGUCCCCGUGCCCAAGCACAUUGUAAAAGGCAAACAGGUGUCUGUGGAUAUCAGCAGUGGCACGAUUCGUGUAGCGGUGCUGGAGGGGAGCAGCCAGCGCGUCCUCAUGGAAGGGAAACUCACCCACAAGAUCAACACAGAGAGUUCCCUCUGGAGCCUGGAGCCGGGGAAGUGCGUUUUGAUCAACCUGAACAAAGGGGACGAGUACUGGUGGAACGCCAUCCUGGAGGGCGAGGAGCAGAUCGACAUCGACAAGAUCAACAAGGAGCGGUCCAUGGCCACGGUGGACGAGGAGGAGCAUGCCGUGCUGGACCGCCUCACCUUCGACUAUCACCAGAAGCUGCAGGGCAAGCCCCAGAGCCACGAGCUGAAGGUGCACGAGAUGCUGAAGAAGGGUUGGGACACCGAGGGCUCCCCCUUCCGCGGCCAGAAGUUCGACCCCUCCAUGUUCAACAUCUCCCCCGGCGCCGUGCAGUUUUGACGGCGGCGA